Molecule: messenger RNA, 3116 nt
Organism: Amphiprion ocellaris (clown anemonefish)
Lineage: Eukaryota; Metazoa; Chordata; Actinopteri; Pomacentridae
Gene: cers2a
Product: ceramide synthase 2a
Exons: 11
Coding region: 395-1537 (380 amino acids)
Biological process (GO): ceramide biosynthetic process
Cellular component (GO): membrane
Molecular function (GO): DNA binding; sphingosine N-acyltransferase activity
Source: RefSeq, a predicted model, not a curated record
AACUCUUUUAACACACUACCAUGAUAUCCUCUAUAUGCCUCCAAUUCAGCUGUACCCCUCAACGCUAAACAUAAACUCUGCACUCACGGAAAAGUGGAAACGACUCUUUUCUUGCUCUUUGGAUCAAAUCACGACCAGCAGAGAGAGUUUCGGAGCAGAAAAGAAAGCGCGACAUAGUUUUUUUUUCUCCACUGAGAAUGUGGCGAACCUGAGGUUGGAGGAAAAGAAAGAAGGCGGACCGCAGCUCAUUGAACGAUCAGAGAGAGAGGAAAGAAGUCGUUUAAUGGCGAGAACUACAUGAAAUCCUGCCGCGGGAUCAGAGGACGAAGCAGCAGCAGAAACAGAGCCGCCGUAGAUUUUCACAUUUCAUUACCAGAACAGUGAAGACGAGAGGAUGUUUUCUGAGCUGAGAGAGCAGAUAUGGGCCGACUGGAUAUGGUUCCCGGAAGGCCACGGUUGGGACGACUUGAAGGAUCACGAUGGCAAAGUCUUCCCUAAAACGCAGGACCUCUGGGCGACUAUACCCAUCGCCCUCUGCUUCCUAGUCAUCAGACAGAUAUUUGAGCGGACGGUAGCGAUUCCUCUGGCCUCUCUGAUGAAAGUGAGCGACAAGCAGCGCGUCCGUGCUUCUCCUAAUCCCGUCCUGGAGUCCUAUUUCUGCAGCACAUCAAAGCACCCCACACAGAGCUCCAUAGAGAGUUUAAGUAAACAGACGGGCUGUUCGGUGCGGCAGGCCCAGAGGUGGUUCAGGCGGCGGAGAAACCAGGACCGACCCAGCAAGGUCAAAAAAUUUCGGGAAGCGAGUUGGAGAUUUACCUUUUACCUUCUUGCUUUCUUUGCUGGCCUGGCAGUCCUUGUUGAUAAACCAUGGUUCUACGAAAUGAAGAUGAUGUGGGAGGAUUUCCCAAAAAUGCCGCUGUUGCCUUCACAGUACUGGUACUACAUGAUCGAACUGGGCUUCUAUGUCUCGCUGCUUUUCAGCGUAGCGUCAGAUGUCAAACGGAAGGAUUUCAAAGAGCAGAUAAUUCACCAUUUGGCCACCAUCGCCCUCAUCGGUUUCUCCUGGCUGGUCAACUACAUCCGGGCAGGAACUUUGAUCAUGUUGGUGCAUGAUGCCGCUGACUAUCUAAUGGAGUCAGCCAAAAUGUUCAACUACGCAGGUUGGAGAAAAACCUGCAACUUCAUCUUCACGUUGUUCGCUGCGGUUUUCAUCAUCACACGCCUCGUCAUCCUCCCCUUCUGGAUCAUACAUACGACGUGGGUGUACCCGCUGACUCUCUACCCCCCCUUCAUCGGCUUCUACUUCUUCAACGGGCUGCUGUUCGUGCUGCAGAUUCUGCACAUCUUCUGGGCCGGGCUCAUCUUACGCAUGGUCAUCAAAUUCCUGCCUGGAAAUGAUAUUGUUGAAGAUGAGCGGAGCGACAAGGAGGAGACGGAGUCCGAGGACGAGGAAGACGAGCACAGGGGAAAGUCUAAAAACGGCCACGUGCAAAACGGCCACACCGUCCUCAACAAUAACCACAGUAAGACGGACUGAUGGGACAGUGAGAGCUGAGGCUGUAUGAGGAGCGACACCUGAAAGCCAAAGAAUGUGAACGAGAACGGAAAGAGGCAGCGGGCGGCACACAAACACACACAUGUACACACUCAUAUCCUCCUUUCUGGUAGUCCAGUGUGGAUAAUUUCACCUCUCUGUGGAUUACACUAAAUUAAAUAAGAGUUAAAAGGCUACUGAGGAGAACCACGAUGAUCUGCCGAAGCAGCAGAGUGUCUUCUCUUUAUUUCUUGCCCUCUUUUCUCCAGUUUCUUUCGCUAUUCACCAGGAUUUUGUGCUGUUGACCAAGUUGCCAAACUCCUGCCUGUUUUCGUAGCUUUAUGUUUUAUGACUGGAAGUGUUUUCAGGAGAUUCUGCCAUUAGGACGGGCAUUUCCUUCCCUUCCUGCAGUCAGUUAACAGUCUUCUAAGUGUCACUGCCCUCAAACCUGACUGAUUGUUUUUUUUGUUUGGUUUUUUUUGCUUUAAAUAUCCAAACUGAAGUCAGUGACAUUGUGAUGAGCACUCGUGUGAAUGUGGCAGUGACUUUCUGUGGACCAUAACAGGAAUUUCAGCCUCUUUACUAAAGUCCAGAGUUUCAGUUUAAUAAUAAAUCCGCAGCUGCCAUUUUGUCACUUUAGUUUACGCCAACGGUUUUGAGACGGUGUUUGAAAAAUAUAUUUGUUCCCGUGAGGUUUAAAGCUGAAUAAUUGGUGAUAAAUAAUAUUUUUUAACAGUUUUAGAGAAGGUGCUACAUCUGCCACGUGUACUGAAAUGUGCCUUGUAUGGAAGUUUGUCUUAAAAUGCUCUGUCUUUCUGGGAAGCACAACGCACAGAGAUCCUUUUAAACGUUUCUUUCGUUUAUGCUUCAUAUCUUUUGAGUUGUAUGAUUUUAUUUUACUUUAUGUUUUAUUUGUUUUUUUUCCCUCAACCCAGUCAGUGGUUUAAAUUUGGGAGCAAUUUGUUUGAGUGUAACCCAAAGCGAUCUGUAAUUGUUUAUUAAUUCUUUAUGGGCUGGAAGAGUCAGUCGCAUUUCCAUUCAGUGUUGUUUAUCAUCCAAAGAUGCACUUUAUGGUUUCUUCUAUAGAUCAACAUCGGCUGCAAAUCUAGUGAACAAGCUUAGUUACGGCGAUUGAUUCAAUGUGAUUUCCUUUUUAGUUUAGAGAGGUUUGGAAUAUGAUUUAAAUUUUGCUUGAUAUUUAUUCUCAUUAGUUUUGGUUUUUGUUGUACAAAAAUACAGUAAUUAAAAAAGAAGAGCUAAAGGAAAUCCUAAGUAAAUUAAAAAUGAAACACCAAAGGUUUGUUUACAUUUUUGUAUAACCUCAUCAUUUGCAAGUGCCUUCAUCAUUUCAGUUAAUUGUUAAAAAGAAAAACAAUCUGUCCCUUUGUCUGAUUCUGUCGACUUCUUGCACCAACACAUCCGACACUUCUCCAGGUAUCCCACAUCCUGAGCGCCUCUCGACCAAUCAGCUGCAGCUUCCUCUAAAGAGCUUUGCUUCUACUGAAGUGUUUUUAUUCUGCAGUGUGUUGCUGAGUUGUAAAAUCAUUAUGACGAUGAUGAUAAAGAUAAUUGUGGAUAACUA